This is a messenger RNA of Pararge aegeria (speckled wood butterfly), 1901 nucleotides long. RefSeq names its product serine/threonine-protein kinase NLK (gene nmo). Gene Ontology annotation, biological process: protein phosphorylation; intracellular signal transduction. The transcript is spliced from 11 exons. Gene Ontology annotation, cellular component: nucleus; cytoplasm. Gene Ontology annotation, molecular function: MAP kinase activity; ATP binding. The record is from RefSeq and is a predicted model, not a curated record. The coding region runs from base 475 to 1842 and encodes 455 amino acids. Lineage: Eukaryota; Metazoa; Arthropoda; Insecta; Lepidoptera; Nymphalidae.
GAAGCCACCAAAGCACACAGCAGCUGUUCAUUGCGUCGCCGCCAUUGUUGUUUCCCGUCUCGCUCUCUUACCGUUUCCUCCGGCGUCCCCCUUCAGCCCGCGCUAGUCUCGUUCGAUUUUCGUGGCGCGUGGACGUUCGUGUGUUGUGCGAGAAUAAUAAUAAUUUACCACGGUCUCAUCCUUUGUCUUCAAAAUAUAAGAAAAAGAAACGAAACUUCAGCAGUAUUGCCAUUGACAACCGCUUGGUUAGCGUGCAUUUAGCUGGUGUAGUUGACAGGUGUCGCGCGUAUAGUAUUGUGUCGACAGUCGAGUGUAGUGAUUCCCGCAUCGUCGUUCGAGCAUGAAUAAUAAAGAAGUAACCGGUGAUAGCGUCGCGUGUCAACCGGGAGCGGUCUGGUGAUCAGGGCGCAGUGUCGAGGCCGUGGGUUGGUCGUGUGAUGAGUCUGCGGUGACGGCUGGCCGCUGAGCGGGUGGAUGGCGGCUGUAAGCGGCCCCGCGCGGCACUCUCGCGUCUCCAUGAGUGUGUCCAUGUCGCUGAUGCAGGGCGGUACGCAGAGCGCGCCGCAGGGCGCCAUCCUGGCGGCGGCGGCGCCCUACUACCAGACGCCGGCGAUCCCGACCGACGUGCAGCCCGACCGCCCCAUUGGGUACGGUGCCUUCGGUGUUGUAUGGGCAGUGACGGACCCACGCGAUGGCCGCCGCGUGGCCCUUAAGAAGCUACCCAACGUGUUUCAGUCGCUCGUCUCUUCCAAACGCGUCUUCCGAGAGCUCAAGAUGCUCUGCUUCUUCAAGCAUGAAAAUGUGUUAUCGGCGUUAGACAUCCUCCAGCCACCAAGCCUCGACUUCUUCCAAGAAAUUUACGUGAUAACCGAGUUGCUCCAGAGCGACCUACACAAGAUCAUCGUGUCACCGCAACACCUCUCCGCCGACCACAUCAAAGUCUUCCUCUACCAGAUACUCAGAGGUCUGAAGUAUCUACACUCAGCGCGGAUCUUACAUCGAGACAUUAAGCCCGGAAAUCUACUGGUGAACAGCAACUGCGUUCUGAAGAUAUGCGACUUCGGCCUCGCGAGGGUUGAGGAGCCAGACGCCACGAAGAACAUGACGCAGGAGGUCGUCACACAAUAUUAUAGAGCGCCUGAGAUCCUGAUGGGCGCGAACCAUUACACCGCGGCGGUUGACGUUUGGUCGGUGGGCUGCAUAUUCGGCGAGCUUCUUGGCCGACGCAUUCUCUUCCAAGCGCAGAGUCCCGUCCAACAGCUGGAGCUUAUAACGGAACUUCUCGGCACACCAUCAUUAGAAGACAUGCGGUACGCCUGUGCGGGUGCGCGUGCGCAUAUGUUAAGGCGUGCGCCGCGACCUCCCGCGCUUGCCGCGCUCUACACGCUCUCUGUACAGGCCACGCACGAAGCCGUGCAUUUGUUAGCACAGAUGCUAGUAUUCGAUCCGGCAAAGCGCAUCUCAGUAGUGGACGCGCUCGCACACCCGUACCUAGAAGAAGGACGCCUCCGCUACCACUCGUGCAUGUGCAAGUGCUGCUACAGUGCCCCGCCAGCAGCCAGGCACUACUCGCCGGACUUAGAGCCCGUCGCACCUCACGCUUUCCACGACGGCUGGGAGAGGAAACUCACUUCCGUGCACCAGGUUAAAGAAGAGAUCCACAAGUUCAUAGCGGAACAGCUGCAGACGUCGCGGGUGCCGCUGUGCAUCAACCCGCAGUCGGCCGCCUUCAAGAGCUUCGCAAGCCGUAGAACCAGUUCGAAAGCAAAAGUUUGUUCUCCUUUCAAGACCGCGGCAAAAUAUCUGCUGCUGUCGCCCGUGAUAUUUCUGUGCGCCGCCUAGCGCCACGCCCUUCCACCGUCGCGCAUCCAUCCGAACUGCCGCCAUCGCCGCACCAGUGG